Messenger RNA from Engraulis encrasicolus (European anchovy), 6750 nucleotides. RefSeq names its product formin 2b (gene fmn2b). NCBI's taxonomy places the organism in Eukaryota, Metazoa, Chordata, Actinopteri, Clupeiformes, Engraulidae. Gene Ontology annotation, biological process: intracellular transport; actin nucleation. The transcript is spliced from 19 exons. Bases 28 to 4605 code for a protein of 1525 amino acids. Gene Ontology annotation, molecular function: microtubule binding. The record is from RefSeq and is a predicted model, not a curated record. Gene Ontology annotation, cellular component: nucleus; cytoplasm; actin filament.
UCCAAAGGGGAUUCUGUUGUCAACACCAUGGGCAACCAGGACGGCAAGCUCAAGAAAGGAGGCACCACAGGGGACAGCAGCGACGGCAAUUUGGAUAAUGGAGGACUCUGUGAUGCCGACGGCAGCACAAAGAAGGGAUUUUACGGGAAGAAGCAUCAUGGCAAGCACAGCAAAGGAGACACGGGCAAACGGAAGAACAAGUCCGAGUCCAAAUCGUCUGUGUUUUCAAACAUUCGCAAGCGCAAGAACCUCAAAAAGGGUCUGUCGGCGAGCUCGAAAGAGGAUAUAUUGGAUUCGCAGGAUGAGUUGGACAGUGUUCAGUCACUGCGCAACAAAACCCCCAAGCUCAGUCUGUCUGGCGAUGAGGUAGUGCAGGGUGAUGCGGACGCCGAGCCACCAUGUCCGCCACCUAAUGAGAGCCACCCGUCGGCGGCUCCUGAGAAGGAGGCAGAGCCGCAAAGAGGCAGCUCGGGCUCUGACACAGACAUCUACAGCUUCCACUCUGCAACCGAGCAAGAGGACUUGCUCGCAGACAUCCAGCAAGCCAUUAGGCUCCAGCAGCAGGGGGGAAUUAUUUCCAGCGCGGAAGACGUGCUCAGAUGGACUAGCAACACCACCACCACAGAUCUGAAAAGGACCACCGCCACUAAGUCGAAGGCUGCAACCCCCACCUCUGAGACAGGGGCUCCCUUUCCACUCAGAGCGGAAGAGGGGCUGUCAGCCACGGUGGAUUUGCCUUCUUUAGUCAGAGCGGAGAAGCAGCGUGGGGAGGAGGGGCGGCCAUGUGUAGCCAGUAACGGUGUUGUGAAUGGUAAGCUAAGCAGCUCUGAGAGCCUUUGUGCCUCUCCUCCUCCUGUACCAGUGGCAGCUGCUCCACUCCCCCAGGGGACAAAAGAGGGAGAGAGCAGCGUGUGCGUUGAGGAGGAGAAGGAGGAGGAGGAUGGGGAGGAUGUGACUUCAUUUCCACCCCCUAGCACCACCACCGUGGUCAGCGUAGAGAGGGGAGUUGACGGCACGGUUGCCACGACAACUAGCAUCACCAGUUUCCCCGACCUCACUGCCUCGUUUGAGAGUGCCGUGGAGGCUAUAGAGGAGGCUGAGGAGGAGAAAGAAACCGAGCCCGAUAGCCCGAGCUUUAGCCACGGGCACAGUGAAGACAAUUUGAUCAGCGAGGAGGCCAGCAGUCAGAGCCAUGAACACACCAUCUUGGUGGAGGAGGAGAAUGUUAUUGUGGAAAGCAGCACUCCUCUGCCUGUGCCAGAGGACCUUGACUCAAACAUACUGGAGGCAGAAGACCUUGACUCAAACAUACUGGAGGCAGAGGACCUUGACUCAAACAUACUGGAGGCAGAGGACCUUGACUCAGACAUAGGCCUCCAGUUCACAAGCUGUACCCCUGAGGAGGAUGGGAUACCGAGAGUUGAGUCGCCGGCAUUCAAGAGGCGGAAAAGCGUAGUUAGUAGAGAUUCCCCUUGGUUCCAGGAGUCUGAUCUGGCCACACAGGUGCUAAGGUCUACCCUUGUUUCCCCCACUGUCUCUAGCGCACAGGUCAAGCAUCCUCCCAUACACCCCUACUACAUCAAGACAACCACACGCCAGCUCAGUGGCUCCUCUGGCUGCUCCCCUACCCCGUCGCCAACCCACAGUCCCCUGCUUUCCAGGCGAAACCAAGAGGAGAGGGUCCGAGAAAAGUACCAUCUGAAGCGUAAACGCGCCCAGACCAUCAUCGGCCCUCUGAGCCGCUCCGCAGACUGGACCGAAGAGCUGCGGAAUUCUCCGAUGGCCCCGAAAGCUGGAUCCGCUGACUACUUGGAAUAUAACGGUCUGGAGGAGCGCGUGCAUGGCGGCAGCCAACCUCUGUGCAGCACAGCCCGCCGGCCCUCCUAUGGACAGCCGUGCGCCAUGCAUGAUGUCUUCACUGGCCGCACCCUCCUGGAAAAGUUCUUCCAGCAGCAGGAGGACGCUCCACCUGAGGAGGCUGAGAAGAUCUGCUCCCGGAUCCUGGCCAUGGGAAUCCUGCUACCGUUUGGAGACUGUUUCCGCGAACAGUACAGCAGUGAAACCUCUCCAAUCAACUCAAGGUUUAAUCAAGAUCAACUGUAUACCUGGGCCGCUGUCAGCCAGCCGCCCCAUUCACUGGAGAGUCUUGAAGGCCGGCUGCCAGGACACAUAAAAGCACUUUGGUCUCCACACAGAGAGGCAGCAGAGAAACCAGGACAGAGGAGCACAGAUACAGAUCACCAGCAGGACCUCAACGUGCCAACUCCACAGCAAAAGGAAGACACCCAGGAAUUACAGGAGGACUCAGUGUUGAAAACCAUGCAUCUGAAAAAGGAACACGUGAAUGUAAUUCAGCAGCUGGAGCAGACUAUUGAGGACCUGCGAACCAAAAUAGCGGAGCUGGAGAAACAGUAUCCCUUGCUGGACAAAGACAUCAGCACAAAAGACCAAGAAUGUGGCAGCGAGGGAGAGCUUUUUAGGGACAUGUGUGACGUUGACCUGCAGACGGAGGAUGGCGGCCUGCUCAACGCUUGUCUCGAGGCCAAAUCGGUACAGACGUCUCCCCUGGAGGAGGGCUUAAAGUUUACAGUGCCUUCAGACUCCUCGCUUACUACUGUACCCCCUCACCUGGCUGCCACGGGGGCUGCCUCAGUGGUGCCCUCCGAUCAAACCAACGCCGCCCUUCUGCCAUCCUCACUCCAGUCCGAAUCAGCCAUCUUGUGCACGUGCCAGCAAUCGCAGAAACAAAAUGACUCACUGCAAUCUACUGAAGCACCACCACCCUCGGAGGCUCUUGGACCUCCUCCAGCUCUGUCAGGACAGCCUCCACCUCCACCUCCACCACCCCCACCGUUACCAGGAUGUGGUCAGCCCCCUCCACCACCACCACCACCCCCCUUACCUGGAAUGCAGCAGCCACCACCACCCCCACCAUUACCUGGGCUCUGUCACCCUCCACCUCCACCACCUCCACCCUUACCUGGGAUGGCACAGCCUCCACCCACUCCGCCCUUACCAGGGUUUGGACAGCCUCCCCCACCCCCACCCCCACCCAUGCCUGGAAUGGGACCGCCACCGCCUCCACCACCGCCACCAUUACCAGGACUGGGACCGCCACCGCCACCGCCUCCCCCUCCCCCUCCCCCAGGGCCAUCAGGUGUGGGACAGCCUUUCCCGCAGCUUCCCCCGGGGUUGUGUAAUCCAGCUUUAUCAUUUGGUCUGGGAGCUCUCCCUCCACCAUUGCCUCCAGGGAUGUAUGCCCUGGCCAUGCAACAGGAGAAGGCGCCGCGCAAGGAACCCGUGGAACCACCGCGGCCCAUGAAGCCUCUGUACUGGACAAAGAUACAGCUUCACGACAAAAAGGACACAAAAUCUUCUGUGGUGUGGGAGAUGGUGGAGGAACCACAGGUGGACUUUGAUGAAUUUGUGGAACUCUUCUCGAAAAGUGCUGUGAAGGAGAAGAAGAAACCGCUUUCAGACACCAUCACUAAAAUCAAAACUAAGCAAGUGGUUAAGCUUUUGAACAACAAGCGUUCUCAAGCAGUUGGCAUUCUGAUGUCCAGUCUCCACCUCGACAUGAAGGACAUUCAACAUGCAAUAUUGAAUGUGGACAACACUGUUGUGGACUUGGAGACUCUGCAAGCGCUUUAUGAAAACAGAGCACAACAGGAUGAGAUGGACAAAAUUGAGAAGCAUAUGAAGUCAUCUAAAGGAAAAGACAGUGCCAAACCUUUGGACAAGCCAGAACAAUUUCUCUACCAGUUGUACCAAAUUCCAAGUUUCUCGGGGAGAGUGUUUUGCAUCAUCUUUCAGUCAACAUUUACUGAAACCUUAUCUUCAAUUCACCGCAAACUGGAGAUCUUGAAGAGAGUGUGCUUAAAUCUUCAAAGUGGUGAUGGGGUAAUGAAGAUUUUGGGUCUUGUGUUAACGUUUGGGAACUUCAUGAAUGGAGGAAACAGGACCCGAGGGCAAGCAGAUGGUUUCACCCUUGACAUUCUACCCAAACUAAAGGAUGUGAAACAAAGUGACAAUACAGGGAGCCUUCUUUCCUACAUUGUGGCUUACUAUCUGCGUCACUGUGAUGAGGAUGCCAACAAAGAGACACGUGUGUAUCCAAUUCCGGAGCCCCAAGACCUCUUUCAGGCUUCCCAGAUGAAAUUUGAAGACUUUCAGAGGGAUCUUACCAAGUUAAGGAGGGACCUCACGGCUUGUACAAAACAGGUGGAGAUGGUCUGUAAAAGUUCUUCUGAAGAACAUCUUCAACCCUUCAAGGACAAAAUGGAAGAAUUCCUGACCAAUGGAGGGAACGACUUGGGGGCUCAAGAGGCACAGUUUGCAGAAACUCAUAAGAUAUUCCUGGAUUUAACUGCCUACUUUUUGGUGAAGCCCAAAAUGGGGGAGAAGGAGGUGUCACCCAAUGCCUUCUUCUCAGUCUGGCACGAGUUCUCAACUGACUUCAAGGACCAGUGGAAAAAAGAGACCAAAGUCAUGCUCAAGGAAAAAGUGAAAGCUGCAGAGGAGUAUUUUAAACAGGUGAAGGAGAAAGCAACUUACAGUGUCAAACCAAAACGGGAAUCGGGAAUGAAAGCCAGAAUAGGAAAGUAGAUGAUAUAGAAAAAUAAAAGUGGGUAUGGACUAUUAAUCCACUUGCUAUUCAUGUCAGAUGGAUGCCAUACAUGCAAUUUAGACAUAUCAAGGUUCCUUAUGUGAAAUUAAACAAUACUCAGUCACACAUCAAGCUCACAACAUAUUUUCAGAAUUUCCAUUUGUCACUUAAACCUAGCAUGAAAACAUUGUACAAUCUGUAAGCUUUCUCUUGAAUUGUUUUAAGUUUAUGUACAGUUUGAAAUUCAAUAUGAAGCAAUAUUAAGUCUGUAUGUGUGUUAAGAUGUGCGCAGGUGUGUGUGUGUGCGUGCGUGAGACAGAGAGAAAGAGAGAAGAAUGAAAGAAAAAUGAAUGAUGAUGAGUUCACAAAAGAAUUCUUACUUUGAAUGUUGUAUGUCUUCAGCACUUCAUUGAUUGAAUCUCAAGGUUUUUAAAAGAUUAUAUGUAAUCUGAUUAAAGAAUUCACCACAUUCACAACAUAACUCCUGUAUGUAUGGCGCUUUGGUCAGUGAAAAAAAAUGCAUAUUUAUCUCUACAUCAGCUGUCAAAUGAACCAAAACCCAUGUACUUGUAAACUGGCUCUCACCAGAUGUGUGUGUUUCCACACAGCUCUGCAAGUUCCAUUCACAGAUCUGGGAUGAAUUCCCUAUUUUGGUAAGGUUAGCUGGCCUGGAAGUUGACAAACGAAUCAGGAUCGCCGGGCAGGGAGGAGUCAUGCAUUGAUCCUACAUUUUCAACUGUAUACAUAGAUAGGUUUUCCCCGUUUAAAACAUUUGCGCUGUGAGAAAGGGCAAGCUGUGUAAGCAAGAAGCUAAGCAGCCGAUCAUGCGAGCGCAUUUUAUUUUUGAGUUACAGCUGUUUCCAAACAAUCAGAGGUUGUAGAGGGAUCCUCAGCUGUGCAUAAAGACAAAUGUUUGUAAACGGGGAAACUGUGUAUGUUGUCAAAUCUGUUAACUAGCACAUCAGAGAAGGGUUUUUUUUUCAACCAGGAUUUUUGCUUAAACCACACCUUCAGACAGUGAAGCUGCUCCUCCGAAUGAAUGUGUGUGGAGGCAAGCGGAGCAGCCUCCAUCUGGCAAGAGUCAGGUUAAUGCACUUGCAUCUAAAAAUAGAAAUGAAGCGUUCCUUAGAUACCUGAAACUGUAUUAGUGUCUUUGAAGAUCUUUACUUUCUAAGUUACUGCCAGUUUUACACGGUGAGGGAAUGUUUUAUUUUAUUUAUUUUUUGCUGUUGUUGUUGUUUGGGGUUUUUUUAGGUUGGGGGGGGGGGGGCUGUUUUUUGAGAGAUGGCAGGAAAUUAAGAAUUGGACUAGGGUUGGGAAAUGAAACAGGCUGAGCUCAAACCUGGGUCUGGCCCAUGGGCAUGCAGUCGAUCCCAAUUUUAUUCCUGCAUUUUGCUCGUUUUAGACCUUCAGGAGACAAUGAGUUUGUGCUCAGCAUAGACUGGUGUUUUUGUCCUUAGUGACGCAGGUAGAGUGUAGACACACUUUCUCAAAAGUCAAUGACUGUAUGAAUAAAUUUGAAAACGGUCUUAACAGUAGGCCACUAAAAUCUGUGAAGUCAUUUUGGACCUCCUUUUCAGAGCACACACCCCUCCCAUGUGAGAAUGUACACUGUUUUUUAUUUUACUUUUUAAAAAAUCUGCAAUGUGUUUUUUAAUUAUUCUUUCUACUUUCCAUGGUAAUAAUAAUACACAACUUCCAGACAUAUUUGAGAAAUGCUUCAAGUGUAUGGGCUUUGGUUUAAUUGACAUGUAUGAAUGUGGUGACCUUACAAGUCAAGGUUGAUAUUGCUUAGAUGAUGCUCACAACUGAUUGUGUUGAAUACCUGUAUUACAGCUGAAAUAUGUCAAAACUGUACAUUUCAGCAAGCACACAGCCUUGCUUUUUGUUUUUUUUUCCAUUGGCCAUCAUGCCUGAUUUUUUUUCUCGCUGAUAAUGUGUGUCAAAAUCAUAGACAAUGUAAUGUACAGAACACAUUGUGUUAUACUUGUGGUUUUUCCGGCAUGUUUUUGCGGUCAACACUUGUUGCUCAUUUUAUUGUUAAAAUAAUCUUGGCGUUAUUCCAUGUUCAGUAAUGUUUGUACAUUUAUUUUUGAUUUGAGAACAAAUAUAUAUAUGUAAAAUAAAAGAAAUAAUAUAAAUGA